This is a messenger RNA of Jaculus jaculus (lesser Egyptian jerboa), 867 nucleotides long. RefSeq names its product acyl carrier protein, mitochondrial-like. Gene Ontology annotation, molecular function: acyl carrier activity; acyl binding. The transcript is spliced from 5 exons. The coding region runs from base 1 to 867 and encodes 288 amino acids. Gene Ontology annotation, biological process: fatty acid biosynthetic process. Lineage: Eukaryota; Metazoa; Chordata; Mammalia; Rodentia; Dipodidae. Gene Ontology annotation, cellular component: mitochondrion. The record is from RefSeq and is a predicted model, not a curated record.
AUGGACAUACGAACAGAGCAGAAGAAUUACUACAACAUCAUUAGAAAGCAUCAGGUAGCGAACACUCAGAGAAACCCCAUUAAAUGUGGAGGACUUUCUGUUACUGAAGUGACUGGAAACUUAGUAACACAAUACCCCUCUGAAGAACGUUUUGGCUUCAUCUAUGCAGCAUUCAUUAUGCCCAUUUUCUGGCAGCCGCACUCCAAAGUUGCUGUCCUGGUCCAUGCAGCUCUGGCGAAGACCCUGACUCCAAGAGUGUUCGCCUUUGACACUGACUUAAGCUGUUCAGGAAAUUCAAGCAUCAUUCACUUUGGGUUUCAAAGAGAACUUAGUAAUCACCGCACAUCUGUUCCCAUCAUGGGGGUCAAGCAUAACUUGAAUUUUCUCAAGAUUGAGUUAUGCCAUGGUGGCUCAAGUCCUUUCUUUCCUUGUCUGCCGCUGGCCUUUGUGCAAUUGCUGAGGCUUCCCAUGCUGGCCCUUGCCCGGCCGCUCAGAACUGCUUUGUGCCUCAUGGGAACCCGGAAAAAUCCUGAAGCUGCAAAACCAGCCUCAGUGCUUGCUCAGGUACCAGGGAGGGUCACACAUUUCUACCGCCAGUAUAGUGAUACACCUCCUCCGAUGUUAGAGGGGACCAAGGACCGAGUUCUUUAUGCCUUGAAACUCUAUGACAAGUUUGACCCUGAAAAGCUCUCAAUCAAUUCCCAUUUCAUGAAAGACCUGAGCUUAGAUAGUUUGGAACAAGUGGAGGUUAUUAUAGCCAUGGAAGACGAGUUUGGAUUUGAAAAUCCUGAUAUAGAUGCAGAAAAGUUAAUGUGUCCGCAAGAAAUUGUAGGUUAUAUUACAUAUAGGAAGGAUGUAUAUGAAUAA